Messenger RNA from Chelonus insularis, 2675 nucleotides. Its product is annotated as serine/threonine-protein kinase dyf-5-like. Gene Ontology annotation, cellular component: cilium; nucleus; cytoplasm. Bases 700 to 2550 code for a protein of 616 amino acids. The record is from RefSeq and is a predicted model, not a curated record. Gene Ontology annotation, molecular function: ATP binding; protein serine/threonine kinase activity. Gene Ontology annotation, biological process: protein phosphorylation; intracellular signal transduction; cilium assembly. The transcript has 9 exons. NCBI's taxonomy places the organism in Eukaryota, Metazoa, Arthropoda, Insecta, Hymenoptera, Braconidae.
UAGAUCUCAGUAUAUCGUGGCAAUAAUAAGUUUUUGAAAUAAAUUAUUAUAGACAAAAUUUAUUAAAUUAUUGCGUUUUAUUUUGAAGUAUUAAUAUAUUUGAAAGAAAUUAGUUGUAAUUUGUCUUUAAAUAAUUGUAUAUUUAUAUUAAUGAUAUUUUAUCAAAAUUGUAAUUGCGUUUGGAGUAAGCCAUUUUAGUACAUGAAUGUAUGGAAAUAGUUAUUACAAUAGUUGUCAUGGUUACACAUACACUACAUGGCUACUAAAUAUUUAGUUCACCAGUUCAUUUUUGUCCGUCAUACAGACAACAAGUUAAAAAAAUUUCUAUCAAAAUUAUUUACAGUUGUAUUAUUAUUUAUUAUUUUAGUUGGUAUAAUAUGAUGACUAAUAGAGGUCAAAUUUUGCAUCGCACGAAAAUACAAACCUAAACGAUAAUCCAGAUUAUGUGCAAUUCCAUGCUAUCAAGAUGAUUGAACAAGAUGUUCUAUAAAGUUAACGUCAACGCAGAAAUAAUUACAUAUAGAACUAAAUCAUCACACGAUCAUCAUCAGUGACAUAACAGAUUUAAUUAAAACGAUAAUAUUACACUCCUAAGUGUAGAAGUUGUUAUUAAUUACUAAAAUUAAAUGCAGUCUUAGAUAAGCACAUUCUGGAGAGUACCUUUCAUCUGUUAAUAGUCUUAAGAAAGGUCGAUUAAACAUGAAUCGAUACAUAACAUUGAGUCAAUUAGGCGAUGGUACAUUUGGAUCGGUUGUACUUGGUCAACGUAUUGACACUGGUGAAAAGGUUGCUAUUAAAAGGAUGAAAAGAAAAUAUUAUUCCUGGGAAGAAGCUAUGAAUCUUCGAGAAGUCAAGUCUUUGAAGAAGCUGAGUCAUGCUAACGUGGUAAAAUUGAAAGAAGUCAUCCGGGAAAAUGAUGUUCUCUAUUUCGUCUUUGAAUACAUGAAGGAAAAUCUAUAUCAACUAAUGAAAGAUAGAGAUAAAUUAUUUCCGGAGCCAGUUAUUAGAAAUAUGGUUUAUCAAGUGCUUCAGGGUCUAGCAUUCAUGCACAAGCAUGGUUUCUUUCAUCGAGAUAUGAAGCCAGAGAAUUUAUUAUGCAUGGGUCCAGAGUUAAUUAAGAUAGCUGACUUUGGUUUGGCACGUGAAAUCCGUUCUAGGCCACCAUACACUGACUACGUAUCGACAAGAUGGUACAGAGCUCCAGAAGUUUUACUUCAUUCAACCACAUACAGCAGUCCAAUAGAUAUUUGGGCGGUUGGUUGUAUAAUGGCUGAACUCUAUACAUUUAGACCUUUGUUUCCUGGUAAAAGUGAAAUUGAUGAAAUUUUUAAAAUUUGUGCUGUAAUGGGAACACCAGAUAAAGAUGACUGGCCAGAAGGCUAUGAGCUAGCUGAAGCAAUGAACUUUAGGUUUCCUCUGUUCAAGAAAACUCCUCUUAAAGAUAUUAUACCGAAUGCUAGUCAAGAUGCUAUUAUUCUUAUGGAAGAUAUGCUUGAAUGGAAUCCAAUUAAAAGACCUAAUGCUCAGCAAGCACUCAGAUAUCCUUAUUUCCAAGUUAAUAAUGCAACACGUGUUGCAAUGAGUGGACAAAAGCUUGGAAGUAGUUCUCAUCCUCAGCGAGAAUAUAUGAUGAAUAAAAUUCAUAUUCCUUCACAGAAUAUUUUCUUUCAACCUAGUAAUAAAGAUUUUAAUCGUAAUAUUAUUGGAUCUCAAGCCAUUGAUAAAGUUAUAAUCCCACAAGCUAAUCAACAGUCCACUCUGCCCCUCCUUAAUGGUAAUGACAUGAAAAAAGCAGAAAAAAAUGUGCCAACCUGGGGAGAUGAAGAUUUAAUCAAUUCUCUUGGAAAUAAAAUAUUGUCAGAGAAAAAUUCAAUAGGAUUAAAACCAAUAAUAAAUGCUGCUGAUAAGUUGAUUCAUAAAGAAAAUCGAAUAAACUGGAAUGAAGGGAAGGCAGAGAAUGAUGAUGGAGUGAAAGAUAGUAAGAAACAAUUAAACAGCAGUGCAUCAAGUUGGAGAAUACAAUCACCAAUGUGGAGUCGAAAUGAUAUACCUUCUCAAAAUCAAAACAAAUUACAAGCUAUAAACCUAAAAAAUAAUCGAAAUAUUUCAGCCAAACAGCAUUACCUCAGUAUCGCCCGGUACGUCGCAGGCCAAAAUACAAAUUUAUCAUUCAGAAAUCCAAAUCAAAUGGAUCAAGGUGGCUUACCGAGAUUGUUAUUAAAUGGUAUGGUGGCACAGCCUGUGUCUGCAAAACCAGUUGAUCCAAUAGUUGAUAAUUCUAGUUUCUGGGGAUCACCAAUGCCACCGGAUAAUGGAGAACUCAAAAUGAAACAACAUUAUCUUCCAUCAAGUAAUCGUUAUGUGUCGGAAAAAACAGAAAGAAAAAUACCGUAUCCAAAUGUCUAUAAUACCCAAGGAAUUAAAUCAACUCCAAAUCGAACAAUAUUUCAACCAAAUAUCUUUGGAAGUGUUUUUAAUUCAUCACGAGCAAAUGGUUCUUCGUAUCAUCGAGUUGAUAGAUCAAGCUGGGCAGCCAAAUAUCUAAAAUAGUGUUAUAAUAAUAAUUAUUAUUAAUGAUUUUUUUAUUUGAUAUUUUUUAUGUGUUAAAGAGAUUUAAUAUCAGUAGGAUUCGACUGUGAUAAACAUAAAAUUUAUUAUUAUCCUUAUUGUUAAGA